AGAAUCAAGUCAUGGAACCUUGGAUUACUCGUAAUGAAAUAAAUAAACGAACUCAACUUCCAGUAGAUGAUGAACCAGGAAAAUUUAUUAAAAAAAAACCAUCAUCUACAAAUUCAAUACGUCCAAGACCACGAAUACCUUUACCAAAAAAUCCACAAAUAUUUGAGGAAAUUAAAUAUUCAUCUGAAUAUGACAGUGAUUGGCAGCCAAAUUUUGAUGAAAUAACAGCUGAUAUUCAAGCGUUAAAUGGUGGACCACUUUGUACUGAUGCAAUGCUUGUUAAUGAAUGGAAACAAAAGCUAAAUAAUUCUACUGAAAAUAAAGAUGACGAUAACAAAAACAACAACGUCGAUGAUAUCUUAAUUAUUAACAAUGAUGUUGAUGACAAGAGAAAAAACAAAAAAAAAAGAUCAUCAAGACGAAGAAAUCGUCCAUUAUUUUCCAACAAUGUAUUGAUGAGAAACUUGGUGCAAAAAGAUCAAACUCGUCAUGAAAAUAUUGUUGAAAUCAAAAUGAAAAACUUAAAAGUUUAACAAUUAAUUCUUGUUAUAAAAAAAAAUGUUAAUACAUUUAAAGACUAUAAUUAUUAAAUUAUAAUAUAUAAAAAAAAAUAAUUAUUAUAUAACAAAUCAAUUAAUUAUUUACUCUGAUUUACAGUAUGAAUUUUGACACAUUUAAUUAUAAAAAUUGAUGAUAAAAUAUGUUUUUAUUAAUACAAACUCAUUUUUUUUUUUUAUAUAUUCACUGUGUGAUGCAAUAAAAAAAAUACUAUAUUAUUUAUCAAAUAUUUCGUUAAAUAAAUAAAUCAAAUUAAACAUAAAAAUUAUAAUAUCUAAAAAAAAAAUAUUACCUGUAAUUGAAUUAUAAAAUUAAAAAGAUAAAAUAAAUAACAACAAUUUUUUUUUGAUAAAAA
This is a messenger RNA of Aphidius gifuensis, 913 nucleotides long. RefSeq lists its product as uncharacterized. Lineage: Eukaryota; Metazoa; Arthropoda; Insecta; Hymenoptera; Braconidae. The transcript is spliced from 3 exons. Bases 12 to 533 code for a protein of 173 amino acids. The record is from RefSeq and is a predicted model, not a curated record.